CUCGGAGCCGCCCCGAGCUGCGCAGGCCGGGUGGCCGGGGGAGUCACACUCCAUGGGUUUAUGUGGUGAAUGAUCUUGGCACAGAAGAGAAUGAAGGCAUGAUGGCUUCAUUCCAGCGCUCCAACAGUCACGAUAAAGUAAGGAGGAUAGUGGCCGAGGAGGGCCGGACAGCGAGGAACCUGAUUGCCUGGAGUGUUCCCCUCGAGAGCAAAGAGGAUGAUGGAAACCCCAAGAGUCCAUCUGCUGGGAAGCCCAAGAGAUCAGCUCCAGGCACCCAUAAGGCCGCCAAACAGAACACUACAGUAGACUGUAAAAUAGCAUCCACAACUGGAGAAAAGCACUUUGAUAAAAGUCCUACCAAAACAAGACAACCUCGGAAAAUUGAUCUGCGGGCUCGAUACUGGGCGUUCCUGUUUGACAACCUUCGCCGGGCAGUGGAUGAAAUCUAUGUGACCUGCGAGUCAGACCAGAGCGUGGUGGAAUGUAAGGAGGUGCUGAUGAUGCUGGAUAACUACGUGAGGGAUUUCAAAGCACUGAUCGCCUGGAUUCAGCUGCAGGAGAAGCUCGAGAAGACAGAUGCUCAGAGCAGACCCACUUCCUUGGCCUGGGAAGUAAAGAAGAUGUCUCCAGGGCGUCAUGUGAUUCCAAGUCCAUCAACAGACAGGAUUAAUGUAACCUCAAACGCUCGGAGAAGCUUAAAUUUUGGGGCUUCUCCUGGGACAGUGGCUGCUCCCCGUCUGGCUCCCACGGGUGUCAGCUGGGCAGACAAGGUGAAGGCUCAUCACACAGGCUCGACUGCUGCUCCAGAUGUGGCCCCUGCCCAGUCUUGCCCACCUGUGACUCUGCAGAAGGCUUCCCGCAAAAAUGAACAAAAAGAUGCUGAAGGCUGGGAGACCGUCCAGAGAGGGAGACCUGUCCGUGCUCGGUCAGCAGCAAUGACAGCCAAAGCUGCCCCCACGCCAGAGACUUUGCGGCCCAAGGAUGACAGCAACAAGGAAAACGUGUGUCUCCUGCCCAAUGACAGCAGACAGAAAGGCGAGUUUACUGGAGAUGUCCCAGCUAACACUGUGGAACCUCGGCCCAAAGACUCCUUGCGCUGCAGUGACCACCCUCUGGCUGAGAGAACCCAGUUCACAGUGCCUGCACUGGAUGAUGUCAAGAAUUCUGGCAGUAGUCAGGAUACGUCUGUGCAAACUCCUGGAGCGCCUGCCGUUUGCGUGGAGGAGCGUGUGUCAGUUAUCCGGCAAGCCGACACACCCCCUUUGGGGAUAAAGGAAGAUAAGCUUGCAGUGGAAAAAACAAGGAUAGAAAAUGAAAUGGACCCUUCAGAUAUUUCAAAUGUGAGUGCUGCUAACUUGUCAAUGGCAGAGGUCCUUGCUAAAAAGGAAGAGUUGGCAGAUCGGCUGGAAAAGGCCAAUGAGGAAGCCAUUGCCAGCGCCAUUGCUGAGGAGGAACAGCUGACGAGAGAGAUUGAGGCAGAAGAGAACAAUGACAUCAACAUCGAGACAGACAACGACAGCGAUUUCUCGGCCAGCAUGGGCAGUGGGAGUGUAUCUUUCUGUGGAAUGUCUAUGGACUGGAACGAUGUUCUUGCAGAUUAUGAAGCUCGUGAAUCUUGGCGCCAGAAUACCUCCUGGGGGGAUAUCGUAGAGGAGGAGCCUGCUCGACCCCCAGGACAUGGAAUCCACAUGCAUGAGAAGCUUUCCUCACCCUCUCGUAAAAGAACAAUAGCAGAAUCUAAGAAGAAACAUGAAGAAAAACAAAUGAAAGCCCAGCAGCUAAGAGAAAAGUUACGUGAAGAGAAAACUUUAAAGCUUCAGAAAUUGUUAGAGAGGGAGAAGGACGUCCGGAAGUGGAAGGAAGAACUGCUCGAUCAGCGGCGUCGAAUGAUGGAAGAGAAGUUGCUUCAUGCGGAGUUUAAACGUGAGGUGCAAUUACAAGCAAUUGUGAAAAAAGCACAAGAGGAAGAAGCUAAGGUUAAUGAAAUUGCUUUUAUAAACACCCUCGAAGCCCAGAACAAGCGGCAUGAUGUCUUAUCGAAGCUGAAGGAGUAUGAACAGAGACUUAACGAGCUACAGGAAGAGCGUCAGAGAAGACAGGAAGAGAAGCAAGCCCGAGACGAAGCUGUGCAGGAGCGCAAGAGAGCUCUUGAGGCGGAACGACAGGCCCGCGUAGAGGAGCUGCUUAUGAAAAGGAGGGAGCAGGAGGCCCGGAUCGAGCAGCAGAGGCAAGAAAAGGAAAAAGCCCGUGAGGAUGCCGCCCGGGAGAGAGCCAGAGACCGGGAGGAGCGCCUGGCAGCACUCACAGCCGCUCAACAGGAGGCCAUGGAGGAGCUGCAGAAAAAAAUUCAGCUCAAGCAUGAUGAGAGCAUUCGGAGGCACAUGGAGCAGAUCGAGCAGCGGAAGGAAAAGGCCGCGGAGCUGAGCAGUGGGCGACACACGAGCACUGAUGAUGCCCCCAAGCUGACCCCUUACGAGAGGAAGAAGCAGUGCUCUCUCUGCGGUGUGCUGAUUUCUUCAGAAGUCUACCUUUUUAGCCACAUUAAAGGGAAGAAACACCAGCAAGCUGUGAGAGAAAACAGCAGCAUCCAAGGACGAGAACUUUCGGAUGAGGAAGUGGAGCAUCUUUCCCUGAAGAAGUAUAUUGUUGACAUUGUAGUUGAAAGUGCAGCUCCGCCAGAGCCCCUGAAAGAUGGAGAAGAGAGGCAAAAAAACCGAAAAAAAGCCAAGAAGAUCAAAGCCCGGAUGAACUCCAGGGCCAAGGAAUAUGAGAGUUUAAUGGAAACCAAAAACUGUGGUUCUGAUUCACCUUAUAAAGCAAAACUCCAGCGGUUAGCCAAAGAUCUUCUGAAACAACUGCAAGUGCAAGACAGUGGCUCCUGGGCAAGCAAUAAGGUGUCUGCUUUGGAUCGGACCCUGGGUGACAUUAGUAGGAUAUUGGAGAAAGAGAAUGUGGCCGAUCAGAUCGCAUUUCAAGUCGCUGGUGGAUUAACAGCCCUUGAACACAUCCUUCAAGUAGUAGCCCCAGCCGCAAAUGUGAACACGGUUUCACGAAUUCCACCCAAAUCCCUCUGCAAUGCAAUCAAUGUUUACAACCUGGCCUGCAGUAACUGCUCGGAGAACUGCAAGGAUGUUCUGUUUAGUAACAAGAUUACCUUCUUAAUGGACCUCCUGAUACACCAGCUGACGGUUUAUAUUCCAGAUGAAAACAAUGCUAUUUUGGGAAGAAAUACAAAUAAACAAGUGUUUGAAGGCUUGACCACUGGGCUUCUCAAAGUGAGUGCUGCAGUUCUGAGCUGCCUGAUUGCCCACUGGCCAGAUGCAAGCAGCCAGCCGGCCACCCCGAAAACAUCCGCACAGGAAAUGAAAAGCCCAGCCUCCCAAGCUGAUGCUUUCCCCAGUCGCAUUCAGGACCUUAUCAGCUACAUGGUGAACAUAGGUCUGAUUGACAAGCUGUGCGGCUGCUUCCUGUCAGUGCAAGGCCCAGUGGACGAGAACCCCAAGAUGGCCACGUUCCUGCAGCACGCCACCGGCCUCCUCCACGGAAUGUGCACGCUGUGCCUGGCCGUCACGGGAAGGUCGCAUGGCAUAUUCGACAGUAACCGCCAGGAUCCCACGGGGCUGACAGCUGCUCUACAGACCACGGACCUGGCUGGGGUCCUGCACAUGCUGUACUGUGUCCUCUUCCACGGCACCGUCUCCGACCCCAGCUCGGCCACCCCCAAGGACAGCUACAGCCAGCACACGGUACAGGUGGCCAUUCAGAGUCUGCGCUUCUUCAACAGCUUCGCAGCCCUCGACCUGCCCACUUUCCAGUCUGUCGUAGGGGCAGAGGGCCUGUCCCUUGCAUUCCGGCACAUGGCCAGCUCCCUGCUGGGUCACUGCAGCCAGGUCUCCUGCGAGAGCCUCCUCCACGAGGUCAUCGUCUGCGUGGGCUACUUCACUGUCAACCACCCAGAUAACCAGGUCAUCGUGCAGUCAGGCCGCCACCCCACAGUGCUGCAGAAGCUGUGCCAGCUGCCCUUCCAGUACUUCAGCGACCCACGGCUGGUCCGGGUGCUAUUCCCCUCACUGAUCGCUGCCUGCUACAACAACUGUCAGAACAAGAGCAUCCUGGAGCGGGAGAUGAGCUGUGUGCUGCUGGCCACCUUCAUCCAGGAGUUUGCCCAGGCUCCCGGUCGGUGGGACAGCCAGGCUCAGCCGCCCAGAGGAAGAUCCCUCGGACCCCAUGACUACCUUGAGCUCGCUAACAGAUUUCCCCAGCAGGCCUGGGAAGAAGCGCGACAGUUUUUCUUGAAAAAAGAGAAAAAAUAAAUGUUUUCGCUGGUUUGUGUAUCCGGAACGGUGUUAUUUUUAAACUGAACAAACCGGCCGCCAUCCCGCCCCUUCCCCGGAUGCCACGGACAGUACUGCUGAUGGCGCGACCACAGACACUGGAUGUGCCACCCUCCAUUGCCCAGGCUGAGUUUACUCCACGGAUGAACAGUACUCCAGUUUGGAGAACGCCCAUCGGUGAUGAUGCACGCUUUGCAUCUGUACCACUGGUGCAAUUAGAAUAUACAAUUAGCACGUAGCUUCUGUUGUAAUAAAAUAAUUUAUUAUUGUUUG
This is a messenger RNA of Ochotona curzoniae (black-lipped pika), 4607 nucleotides long. RefSeq names its product S-phase cyclin A associated protein in the ER (gene SCAPER). The transcript has 32 exons. Lineage: Eukaryota; Metazoa; Chordata; Mammalia; Lagomorpha; Ochotonidae. The record is from RefSeq and is a predicted model, not a curated record. Gene Ontology annotation, molecular function: nucleic acid binding; zinc ion binding. The coding region runs from base 99 to 4313 and encodes 1404 amino acids.